AUGGGCCGCUACACGACGAUUCAAACAUUAAGUGAUCAGGACGCACAAGGCGCUGCUUUACCUUAUACAUCAGUGGUCACACCAUUGGAAUCUUCUAAAGAUGUUGCGGAUGGUGUUAGCGAGAUGAAGGACACGAAGCUUCGUGUCAACCGAGUAGAAAAUGUAUCAGGCAGUGGAGCAGGUGCUGGAAGUGGUGAAUUCCACACGUAUCGUGCUGCUAGAAGACGAGAGAUGGAGCGCGUGGAGAUGCUGGAGACGCGCUACAAGCAGAACAAAGCCCAGCAGGAAUUUCAGGCUAUGCGCAAGCGCAAGGUUGAAGAAUUUGAGGCCAAAAUACAGAAGCGCGCAGAAAAACGUCGGCGACGCAAGGAACGGUUCAAGAUGAAAGCUUUGGAUGCAGUUCAAGAGGAGCAGAAUGCGAACGAGAAGGAGAAAGAGGAUAGUGUGAAAAAGGAGGAGCAGGUACCGGAGACUCCAGGUGGUGUGGCGGAGGUUCCUAAUGACGGAAGCUUUUUGGAGAAAAUGCUGGCCUUGCAGAAGGAACAAGAAAAAAGCAAGGAGAAGUGA
Peronospora belbahrii is the source of this 567-nucleotide messenger RNA. The record is from the annotation of a GenBank genome assembly. NCBI's taxonomy places the organism in Eukaryota, Oomycota, Peronosporomycetes, Peronosporales, Peronosporaceae.